Trichobilharzia regenti is the source of this 1689-nucleotide messenger RNA. Lineage: Eukaryota; Metazoa; Platyhelminthes; Trematoda; Strigeidida; Schistosomatidae. The record is from the annotation of a GenBank genome assembly.
AAUCGAAGAAGAUCAAGAAAAAGCAGAAGCAAUGGCAAACUACUUCUCCCAAGUCUUCACUCAGGAGUCAUCACUGCCUAUAGGAUCAGCUCUGGCUGCAUCAGAAGAACAUGGGAUAGAUUCCGUUGACAUCGACCAAGGCAUCGUGCUCAACUUCUUAAUGAAACUAGAUGCAGGAAAAUCAAUGGGUCCUGACAGUCUUCAUCCAAGGCUUCUCAAGGAGCUAUCAGCCCACAUAGCCGGCCCCUUGACCACGAUCUUCAAGCUAUCUCUCCAAAAUGGAGUGUUGCCACGUGAUUGGAAAGACGCCAUAGUAACUCCCAUACACAAAGGAGGAUCAAGACAAAGCCCUUCAAAUUACAGGCCUAUCAGUCUCACCAGCACUUUAAUCAAGACACUGGAAAGAAUUAUCAAGAAAAGCAUCAUGGCUUAUCUGGAAAAUAGCAGCUUGUUAUCUGGAGCACAGCAUGGCUUCCGGAGGAACCUCUCAUGCCUGUCAAAUCUCCUGACUGCAAGAGAAAGCUGGGUUAAAUCAAAGGAUGACAGAAGACCCGUUGACGUCGUCUUCAUAGACUUCAGUAAAGCCUUUGAUAAAGUACCUCACAAAAGACUACUCAUGAAAUUGGAAAGUCUUGGUAUCAAAGGCAGACUACUAGACUGGCUUAGGGAAUUCCUCAUAGAUAGGAGGCAGAGGGUUAGGAUCAACUCAAAACUCUCCUCCUGGACAGCAGUAAGUAGCGGAGUGCCACAAGGCACGGUUCUCGGUCCUCUCCUUUUUAUUCUGUAUAUCAAUGAGUUACCUCUGCUGACCGACUCCCCUAUGGUCCUAUACGCAGAUGACUUAAAAAUUUGGAGGGAGCUGAAGGGCAACAGUGAUACGUCCACCUUGCAAGACGACCUCAACAAACUGUCGGAGUGGUCUGUUGAAUGGAUGCUCCCGAUCAACGUGGCAAAAUGUGCAACCAUGCGCAUUGGACAAGCAAGCACGAGCUCCUACGAACUAGAGGGAAUAACACUUCCAUCAGUUCAGACUCACUUGGACUUAGGUGUCAUAGUUAGCCACGACUUAAAAACUACAGCACACUGUCGCGCGGUGGCUGCACGUAGUUUCAGGUCCUUAUGGGCGAUUCGCAGAGCCUUUACAAGAAUUACCAGAGAUAUGUUCACCUCCUUAUACACAUCUCUGGUUAGGUCAAGACUGGAAAACUGCAUCCAGGCCGCCAGUCCGUGUCUAAAAGGGGAUUCAUACAUUCUAGAAAGUGUUCAAAGGAAGGCAACACGUAUGGUUCACGGCAUAGCUAACUUAUCAUAUGAGGAAAGACUAGAUAGUUUAAAUCUCUUCUCACUGUCAUACCGUAGGCAGAGAGGAGAUUUAAUCACAAUGUUUAAAAUUUUAAAUAAUGACUACGGACCUGACCUAUUCUCUCUUUUCCUUCCCACCAGGUCGGAACACCUUAGAGGACAUAGCAGGAGAGUUCAAAAGCCAAGGAGAAAUCAUAUUGCUGUUGAGUACUGGUUCUCACAUCGAGUCAUAAACUCUUGGAACCGACUCCCAGAAGAAGUGGUAUCUGCAACCUCAAUUGAUUCGUUCAAGAAGGGUUUGGACAACCACAGAAAUCUACUAGAAAAGGAUUAACAUAGGCUGCAAGCCUUCUAUCCUCAAACAAAAAAUCUGAAUCUGAAUCUGAA